ACGCAAGUGGAUGGUGUAGCAAUGGGCUCCCCAGUAUCUCCCAUUGUUGCUGAUAUCUUCAUGGAGGAUUUUGAGGAGCGAGCCCUGCAAUCUGCACCCAUAACACCCAAAUUCUACAAGCGGUACGUAGAUGAUACUUUCACAAUACUACCAUCUGACAAAGUCACAGCAUUUUUAAAUCAUCUUAACUCCAUAAACCCCAAAAUUCAAUUCACUAUGGAGUCAGAGGCAAACAACUCCUUAGCUUUCUUAGAUGUUUUGGUUAUCCGUAACCCUAAUAACACCUUGAGUCACACUGUGUAUCGGAAGAAAACCCAUACAGACAAAUACCUUCAUGGUGAGUCCCACCACCACCCAACACAGUUAUCUACCGUUGGUAAAUCAUUGUUUCAGAGAGCACGUGGGAUCUGCGAUGAACAACACCUGGGUGCUGAGCUUCAACAUGUUAAGCAAGUACUGCACGACAACAAGCUCCGAGUACCGCGCCCUCGUCGCAGAACCCGCGUGAAACCAGCCACAGUUGAGCGUCUACCUGCUGUUCUUCCAUACAUAAGAGGAGUCACAGACAAGAUUGGCUACAUCUUGAAGCGAGCUUCAAUCAAAACCUACUUCAAGCCGCUGAAGAAGAUUAGUCAAUUCUUACCACCUGUCAAGUGUCACAUACCUCUACAAGAUGCGGGUGUAUACAAGCUUGAAUGUGAUUGUGGUCUCUCUUACAUAGGCCAAACUAAAAGAAGCAUAGGGACCCGCGUAAAAGAACACAUCGCCGAUGUCAAACACCGCCGUUCCAGACAGUCAGCAGUUUGUGAACACACACUAGACAAGGCCCAGCAUUACAUCAGAUUUGAUAAACCACAAGUCCUUGCAAAAGAAAACCGAUUCCUACCUAGGAUGAUUCGCGAGGCUAUUGAAAUUAAAAAACAUCCAAAUUUCAAUAGAGAAGAUGGCUGGGUCAUACCACCUGCUUGGAAUCCCAUCAUAGAAACUAUUAAAUCAAAAUCCAAGCCUACAACUGCUCGACCUAAGGAUACAGUUAGCUCGUUUUGCGUGAAUCGGAUUGUCAAUAAUAAUUAACAAAAUGUAGGGUAGCUGUUUGUAACUAAUAUAUCAAGACGACCAACACCUUAGUCUGCCCGUGACCAUGGAUGCUGUAAAGGAUCCGAAACGUCGGGAUUAAAUAAUAUAAUAUAACCGCGAUAAAAUCCGUAAAA
This is a messenger RNA of Helicoverpa armigera (cotton bollworm), 1211 nucleotides long. RefSeq lists its product as uncharacterized. Bases 22 to 1074 code for a protein of 350 amino acids. The transcript has a single exon. The record is from RefSeq and is a predicted model, not a curated record. NCBI's taxonomy places the organism in Eukaryota, Metazoa, Arthropoda, Insecta, Lepidoptera, Noctuidae.